Papaver somniferum (opium poppy) is the source of this 2941-nucleotide messenger RNA. Its product is annotated as subtilisin-like protease SBT1.7. The transcript has a single exon. Gene Ontology annotation, molecular function: serine-type endopeptidase activity. The coding region runs from base 359 to 2671 and encodes 770 amino acids. The record is from RefSeq and is a predicted model, not a curated record. NCBI's taxonomy places the organism in Eukaryota, Viridiplantae, Streptophyta, Magnoliopsida, Ranunculales, Papaveraceae. Gene Ontology annotation, biological process: proteolysis.
UCAGUUUGUUCCUAAAUGAUCUCUUUCCUCAGUUUCUGCACACACUGAGCCAUGGUGAUUCUUUUAGUCAAAAGCUGAAUUACACGUGAACAAAGAAACCCCUCUCUCUGAUCUAGCUGUCUUCCUCUUUGUCUGGACGUAAUCAUUCACUGAACCAAACAAAUUAGGGCAGCAUCAUUUAGCCUCUCACAGUCUCUAUCUUUUCCUUGAUUUGCUGCACAAACCAAACAUUUAUUAUAACAAGAGAUCACCCUUUCCUCUUAUACCUUCAUUUGCUUAUAUAAACAAGCAAUAUCCUAUCACUUCACCACUUCAUUCCCACCCUCACUCUCCGUCACUCUAGCUAGAAAAGAGAAGAAUGGGGAUUAAGCUUCAUUCCCGCCCUCACUCUCUGUCACUUGUUCUGUUUCUGGGUUUGCUUAUUCAGUUCUCAUGGGCAGCAAUAGAGAAGAAGACAUACAUAGUUCAUAUGUCAAAAUCAGAAAUGCCAACAACUUAUUCACUUCAUUCAAAUUGGUAUGAUUCAUGUCUUAAAUCUGUAUCAGAAUCAGCAGAAAUGUUGUACACAUACAACACAAUUAUUCAUGGGUUUUCAGCUCGGUUAACAGAAGAAGAAGCAGAAUCACUCAGAACCCAACAGGGAAUUCUUUCGGUAUUCCCUGAACAAAUCUACACACUGCAUACAACUCGUACUCCAUUGUUCUUAGGAAUCGAUAAAUACGAUGAAUUAAUUCCUGAUGUGUCCGACUCGACCAGUAGUGAUGUGGUAAUUGGUGUUCUGGAUACCGGUGCUUGGCCUGAAAGCAAAAGCUACGAUGAUAAAGGGAUGGGUCCGAUUCCAUCAAAUUGGAAAGGAGAAUGCGAAACUUCGAAAGAUUUCCCUUCUACUAGUUGUAAUAAAAAAUUGGUUGGAGCUAGAUCUUUCUCCAAAGGUUAUGAAGCUACAUUAGGUCCAAUUGAUGAAUCCGCAGAAUCAAAUUCUCCUAGAGAUGAUGACGGACACGGUACUCAUACUUCAACUACAGCUGCAGGAUCCGCAAUCGCAAAUGCUUCUGUGUUCGGUUACGCGUCCGGCACUGCCCGUGGAAUGGCUUCACGAGCUAGAGUUGCUGUUUAUAAAGUUUGCUGGAAGGGUGGUUGUUUUAGUCCUGAUAUUCUAGCAGCUAUGGAGAAAGCUAUUGAAGAUGGUGUUCAUGUCUUAUCUUUAUCACUUGGUGGUGGCAAUUCUGAAUAUUACAGAGAUUCUGUUGCAAUUGGUGCUUUCACGGCAAUGGAGAAAGGUAUUCUUGUUUCUUGUUCAGCUGGUAAUGCUGGUCCUACUCCUGAUAGUCUUUCAAAUGUUGCUCCAUGGAUUACUACUGUUGGUGCUGGAACUCUAGAUCGUGAUUUCCCUGCUUAUGUUAGUCUUGGUAAUGGUAAAAAUUAUUCUGGUGUCUCACUUUAUAACGGCAAACCAUUACCCGAUAAAAUGGUGGAAUUCGUCUAUGCCGGCAAUGCUAGUACCGCUUCUAAUGGUAAUUUAUGUAUGACCGGUACUUUGAUACCGGAAAAAGUUGCCGGGAAAAUUGUCUUCUGUGAUAGGGGGAUUAAUGCAAGAGUUGCAAAAGGAGUUGUGGUGAAACAAGCUGGUGGAAUUGGAAUGGUUUUAGCCAAUACAGCUGCGAAUGGCGAAGAGUUAGUUGCCGAUGCUCAUUUGUUGCCGGCAAGUGGUGUGGGUGUGAAAGCUGCUGAUGCAAUCAAAUCUUAUCUAUUCUCGGAUCCUAAUCCAACGGCUACAAUUAUGUUUGCUGGAACGAAAUUAGGCGUCCAGCCAUCACCUGUUGUUGCUGCUUUUAGUUCAAGAGGACCAAAUACAAUCACGCCAGAGAUACUAAAACCUGAUCUGAUUGCUCCAGGUGUCAACAUCUUAGCGGGUUGGUCUGGUGCGGUCGGACCAACUGGAUUAGCAUCGGAUACAAGAAGAGUAGAGUUUAAUAUCAUAUCCGGUACGUCCAUGUCGUGUCCGCAUGUAAGUGGUCUAGCUGGAUUACUAAAGGCUGCCCAUCCUGAGUGGAGCCCCGCAGCCAUAAGGUCAGCUUUGAUGACUACAUCAUACAACUCGUAUAAAUCUGGUAAACCUGUUCUAGAUAUUGCAACAGGUAACGCUUCUACACCGUUUGAUCAUGGUGCUGGGCAUGUGGAUCUAAUUGCUGCCUUGGAUCCUGGUUUGAUUUAUGAUCUUAAAACUGAAGAUUAUCUCAAUUUCUUAUGUGCGAUGGAUUAUACACCUGCACAAAUUCGCAGUUUAGCGAAGAGUAACUUCACUUGUGAUCCCCAUAAGAAGUAUAAUGUUGCCGAUUUGAAUUAUCCUUCAUUUGGGGUGAAUUCAUACAGUACUGGUAGUGACGGUAGCACUCUUGUUGUUUUUCAUACACGUACCUUGACGAAUGUGGGCAGUCCAGGAACGUAUAAGGUUUCGUCGGCGAUCACUACUACAGGUCCGGGUAAGGACGCGGUUAAAAUCUCGAUUGAACCUGAUACUUUGACUUUCACAAAAAUGUAUGAGAAGUUGAGUUAUGAGGUUGUAUUUACUACGACUACAAUGCCUUCCGGCACAAAUGUCUUUGGUCGUAUUGAAUGGUCUGAUGGUAAACACAUUGUCGGCAGUCCGGUUUCAGUUACUUGGAAUUAGAAGGGGAAAAUUUGAUGAAACCGGAAGAAAUGGCUGUUAACUUUAUGGCUUAAUUUGAUGUUUUCCGACACGUAAUUAGUGUUGGUUUUAUUAGUAAUUUGCUCCAUAAAUCUUCUCUAUUAGUAUUAUUCAUUAGGGUUAUCUGAUCAUACAUAUGCAAGAAAACUAUGAAAUGCUGAAGUAAUUCAGAGGGUCAUUGUAGCAAAAUAUGUAAGAGGAUGAUUGAAAAUGAAUAUACAUAUAUACACAGUAACAAGUUUCUUGUUUCUA